GAGAGACAGGGACAGAGAGAAAGAGAGAGAGAGAGAGAGACCUUUUCUGUGGCCUGUUAAUGUGGGAGGGAAGAUAAAAGGGUCACGUGGGAGAAGAGCAGACGCGCACACGCGCACACACGAGCACACUAGCAUUUCACUUCCCUUCCCCCAGCACACAGUGGUGGUGCGAGGACAGCAAGGCAUCGCGGCGUUCAGCAGAAGCGCAGAUGAAUGCUUUGUAAAGGAGCAGUGGAUAAAAAUAGACUUAUCAGAGACAGCUGCAGAGGAGAGGAAGGAGCGAAACGGAGAGGAGCCGAGAGAACGCACAAGCAUGAGCGAGGAAAAAAAGCAGACCGUUCUGCCUAGCAACACACACCGAGCCGUAAAAAAUCUCUGCUCCAAGCUCUGGACUUCUUGAUUUGGGUUUCCACCCUCAGAAGUGACUAAUAUGUAUGAGGCGGAGUCUUGAAAAACACAAGGCACAUUCUCAGCUGAAGGGAAAGGAGCGUUUAGGGGGGAAAAAAAACAGGCUUUCGGAAGGGAUCUGAAAGCAAUAGCAGCAUUAAACUAUGUGGAUGGGAAAGUGGCAUGAGUCAAGCUGCCAACAUGUGCUGGUAAAUACGAGGCACACCCAUGGCGAACGCGGCGUUAUCACCGAGUGCCAACAUCCAUGCUGAGAAAGGUCUUUCAUCCACUGAACGGACCCGAGCAGGAGAACCAUGCAGUGUAGGCGUCGGCAUUGCUACGCAAGAAUCGCGGGAUUACUCGCUUUUCUGGUAUGCGUCGUUCUGAUCAUCUUCGCUCAACACGUCUGGCUAACGAGGCUGAAAAGCCGCAUCAUGAUCGAGUCGACCUUCAAGAAAGAAGCAGCGACGCCUCCUUCGCCAACGAGGUUCCUGGCAAACGGUACCCUUGUUUCUACGCAGCCGGUGUUCAGGACCUCCGUGGGAUCUAACCGGAGUUUAGCCAAGGAAGAAAACGCAGAAAGCAUCCUUAAAGUAGAACCCUACAAGUACGUCAUCAACGAACCUGACAAGUGCAGGAAAAAUAACACUUUCCUAGUGCUGCUGAUCCCAGUCGAACCUCACAAUUCCGAAGCCAGGAACGCCAUUAGGAACACGUGGGGCAACGAAAGCAUGGCUGAAGGAAUAGUACGCCUCUUUCUACUGGGUGUGAAAAACACUACGCGUGAUCCCGGGAUGCGCGAUCGACAGCAGCGCUCCCUCAUGGCAGAAAGUCAACAACAUCGCGACAUGAUCCAGCAGGAUUACAUCGACUCUUACUACAACCUCACUAUCAAGACGUUGAUGGGCAUGCACUGGGUGUCGAGAUACUGUCCAACCGCCAAGUACGUAAUGAAAGCGGACAGCGAUAUGUUCGUAAACACGGAGUAUCUCAUCCAGAAACUGCUCAAAUCGAACAUUCCGAGGGAGAUGUACUUCACCGGGUACCUCAUGCGAGGCUACAAGCCGAACCGAAACAAGGACAGCAAGUGGUACAUGCCGCCAGAGCUGUACCCUAGCGGAAGUUACCCCACGUUUUGCUCGGGAACCGGGUACGUCUUCUCCGGCGACAUGGCGAAGAGGAUCUACGCCACUUCCCUGAGCAUACGCAGGUUGCACCUGGAAGACGUCUACGUGGGACUCUGUCUCUCAAAACUGAACAUAGAACCGAUGCUGCCGCCCAACGAGUUUCUAUUCAAUCACUGGAAGGUUUCCUAUUCCAGCUGCAAAUACAGCCAGCUGAUCACCUCGCACGAGUUUCGUCCUAGCGAGCUGAUCAAGUACUGGCAGCACCUCCAGAAAAACAAGGACAGAGCCUGCAAAAUGUCCAAAGGUCAGAUUGCGAGGAACAUGAAUGCAGAGACGCUUCAUCGGGCCAAGGUUUUGCUUAAUCCCCAGUUAUAGUGAGAUAGUAAUCUUUUUGUUCAGUUAUCAGUGUAAUCUCCAGCACCAGUGUUACCACGGAGAGUUGUUGGGAAUUAUUGCUCGUUAUGUCAUCAGGCUGAACUAUUUUCAUUAGGAAAUGCUGUGUUGUAUCACAAAAAAAAAAAAAAAUGACAUGAUAAGGAUCCCUGAAUAUAAUUAAACACUGUUUGUAAGUGCUCUUAUGUGAUCAUUCAAAUUUUCUUUCAUUUUGACCACUAAAUUAAAAAAUUUAAAUUAAAAAAUUAAGAAAAUUUGAACAAUCCCAACCCGAUGAAAACAAACUAAAUCUACUCUUCCGUCAGGACUGAGGUGUACUGAAGUAUCUGUAAGUUAUUACUGAAGUAAUUGUAAUUUAUUGCAGUCACACUUUUGGGUUAAGGCUUCAGAAAUGCACUCGAUUGAACUUGUACAUCACAUCUGCUUUUGAACUGUGGCUUGAAAUGUUGACGUCUGCUUAUUUUUUAUUACUAUUUCAUUUUAAAAAGGUUUUUCUAUGCACUUCGAGGUUUACACACCACAACAACCUCUCUCUUUUUCGUUUCCUUUAAAAAAAAAAAAAAAGCUGCUUACACUAAAGUCUCAUAAAAGGGAAUAAUGAGAGAUGAUGGUUUAAGACAUCCUGCUUGUUGUUACUGUUUAAGAAGAAAGAAGUUGAACAAUGAACAUAAAUACUUAUUUCUGAUUAUGAGGGUGGUGAAAAAAAGCUGUAGCUCUAAAAUUAAGUGUGUGCUGAUAUUAAAGUCACAUCGCACUAACUCAGGGUUUUUUUUCCCCGCUAUUAUAAAAGUAAGGAUUUUUUCCCCCCAUCCACCUAAAUGGAACGCAGAUUUUUUUUUAAUCGUCCUAAAAUUUCCAUUAAUCCUUUAAUCCUCUUCAGCGUGUACGGAUGCUCUGUGUGCUAAGCAGUAGAAGUGACACUGGGCGACAAUUUAUAUUCACUCAGCAGCUAUUCUGUUCCUCGAGAAUUUGACUAGGCUAUGUUUUUUAUUUCAGACAUUAUUUCAGUCUGAGAUAAUUAGUUCCCACAGCAGAUUUUGGUCAGGAUCACAAACAUUAAGACAGUGACGGUACUAUGAGGUGAACAAGAUGAUCAGCACUACUUAAAAUAUUCAUGACCAUCAUAGUAAAGGUGUAUACACAAUAAUGCUGUUUACAGACAAGUCAGACGGAGAUCCCAAAUAAGGCCAAAUAAAUAUCAAAUAAAUCUAAAAUAACUCCAAAUACAUCCAAAAUAAAUCCAAAAUAACCCCAAAUAAAAUCCAAACAAAUUUAAAAUCACCCCAAAUAAAUCCAAAAAUACUCCUACAUAAAUCCAAAAUAUCACCAAAUAAAUCCAAAAUAUAACUAGGCCUAAAAAAAAACUAAAAUAACCACAAAUAAAUCCUACAUAAAUCCAAAAUAACUCCAAAUAAAUCCAAAAUAUUACUUGGUCUAAAUAAAUCUAAAACAACCCCACAUAAAUCCAAAGUAUUACUAAAUAAUUCCAAAUCUAAAAUAAGCCCAGAUAAAUCCAACACAACCCCGAAUCAAUUCAAAAUAACUCCAAGUAAAUCCAUAACACCACCAAAUAAAUCCAGGUAUAUACAUAAAACCCAAAUAAAUCCAAAAUAAUUCCGAAAGAACCCCAAUAAAUAAGAUCUAACCCAACAUUAAUCCACAAUAAUCCCAAAUAAGUGUUCUUUCCAAAUGUAAACCCCUAUUAUUGUUGUAUUUCCUCUAGACUUUGGAGGAAAAUAUAAAUAAAAAAAUACAUUUCAACCUGGCCAUGACUGAGCAAUGAAUGGCGUCUGACUCGUGCAUCAAUUAAACAGAAGUCUGAAUGUCGAGCUUAGCUAAAGCUAGCUUUUAGCUCUUCUUAAAUCAUUAUCUAGAAGCAUCUGGGGAAAGAGUUGGAGCAUCAUAACAGCACACAAAAAAUAAACCCACGACAAGGUAGUCCUGCUGCACUAAUGCCUUCUAUGCUAUCUAUUUAUAGCUUGAUUUGUGUGUACAACAUUUAAACACCCAAGCAGUAGCUGUAGAUAUAAAUCUUAGAUUGAAAUGCCAAGCAAAUAAUAAUAAUAAUAAUAAUGCUCAUUUAUAAUAAUAUUGACCAUUAGAAUCCUUUUAGUGCUUAUUCUUCAUCAAGUUUAGUCAUGUUUACAGUCGGUCUAAGAACAAAAGUGACGCACCCAAGAAAAAAGGAAAUAGAUUAUCUGACUUUACAGCUGUUCAAACAAACUUUAAAAAAAAAAAAAAAAAAAAAAAAAGGACAAGCAAUGGCACACAAAGGAAAGAAAAAAUGUCUCAGUCUUACCGUCACAGAUUUCAGCGUCAUGCCGUGGUAGGUUCCCAUUGUGUCGAUUUUGAAUCCCUCCGUUUCUAUGAGAGAAAUGGCAUCCAAUAAGUAGCAAUACUUUACUAUUUAUAAAUAAUAGAAAUAAGAAAAGCAUCUGUAAGCAUGUUUACCACUUCACUAAACACUAAACCGGUCUUCUGAUUGGCAAGCGACAAAGCCAUUUCGAAGCUGCGAUUUCGCCAACGUCAACUAAAAACUUUAUAUAAUUCUAUAUAAUUAUAUGCAAAUUAGUGAUCAAGUGCUGAAGCGAAUGUGUGUCACCAGCAUGGUGUUUAAACUCUCCCGGGUGUCGGGUACCUCAGCGUUUCGCUCCCAGUUGAACCUCACUUUCAGCAAAGCUUGGCUCGGAUUACAGGGGAAAAAAAAAAAAAAAAACUGGAAUGGCAUUUCAGCCUCGUUUCAGAGCAGAGGAAAGAACAACAACAGCCACGAGUCCGGCAAACCCUCCUCACAUUUAGCCUCGUGUUUUCACUCUCAGAAGAUUAUAAUACACUCUAUUCUGAGCGUGUCAUCUUUAUACUACAACAUCUGUAGGAUGCUCAUGUAACAUUUGUGGAAGGAGUCUCCAGUGUCAGUGCUUUGGAACGGUCAGAGGUAAAGCUGUAACUGUAUGUUUUCCGACAUUUUCAUGACACGGGAGUUCACGUUUCGUUACGGUUUCUCGGUAACACGCCAAGCUGCGUUAGUUACUUUGCUAAUGAUUAAUUCCACAAGGCUUUGCUGAGGUUUUGCUAGCAAAGCAACUACCGGUUCAAAGAUUUUUCUCCAGCAGUUCACAAAAGGUAAAGAGUUUUACAAAGGAAAAGGAAGGAAAAUAAAACAAAACAAAAAGGUUCGCGUCCUUUAGCGCUGAAUGAUACGAUAAUAAUAUCAGCAUUUUAAAUGAUUACUUUUUUGUGUUGUUGUUGUGGAUAUUGUAUUUUUUUUUAAAAAUAAAUUAUAAUAUUUACAAACUAAAUGGAAGCAGAUGAUUUGAUGUAAAUAAAAAAAAUUGUACUUAUUUAUUUUUUUUAACAUUGUAAAAUAUUAAAAUGUACAGAUACAUUAAAAAAAAAACAGAUGAUUUUUUUUUUCUUUCUAAUCUUCAACUGCCUUUAGUUUAGGAGAGCCUGUGCCCGUGAUAGCCUCAGAUUCUUAUUCUUGGCUGACAGGAGUGGAUCCCGCAAGUGGUCUUCUGCU
Pangasianodon hypophthalmus (striped catfish) is the source of this 5427-nucleotide messenger RNA. Its product is annotated as beta-1,3-galactosyltransferase 2. Bases 702 to 1889 code for a protein of 395 amino acids. The record is from RefSeq and is a predicted model, not a curated record. Gene Ontology annotation, molecular function: N-acetyl-beta-D-glucosaminide beta-(1,3)-galactosyltransferase activity. Gene Ontology annotation, cellular component: membrane. Lineage: Eukaryota; Metazoa; Chordata; Actinopteri; Siluriformes; Pangasiidae. The transcript has 2 exons.